AAAAAAAAAACAAAAAAAAACAAAAAAACAAAUAAAUAUGCAAAAAGCGCUCUAUUACGAAAAUGCCGAGUCUUUCAGGGGGUGUUCUUACCAAGAGCCCACGGGACUCGGGUACAUGGGCCCACAGGCCUAUCCAACUCCGGGGCAGUACCAGUCCGCCAGUUACUACCAGCCGGACACCUCCCCCUCCGUCCCGGGACAGGAGACCGAACAGAACCCGAGUUCAAUAAGAACAGGUGGCUGCCUGGCGGAGCCGCCGCUGUGCUUGCAGCCCGCGCUCCACUCCCCGGGGUCGAGCAGCACGUCCACUCAAAGCAGUAGCCCGGAUCAGGCACCGGCACCACCGCACCCGGCAGACAAGCUCCCCAGUACAGGCACCUCGGCAGCCGGCCAAGGCAGAAGGAAUUCCACCGGCAAUAACGUACCGAAACAGAUCUUCCCUUGGAUGAAAGACACGCGUCACAACUCCAAGCAGCAGAAAAACUAUUUCAUUGACUCAGGUGAAACCAGCGCAGAAACCAGCCCUCCCAGUCCAGCAUCCAAGAGAGCCCGCACAGCCUACACCAACUCCCAACUGGUGGAACUGGAGAAGGAGUUUCACUUCAACCGCUACCUGUGCCGACCACGUCGGGUCGAGAUGGCCAAGCUCCUGACCCUUACGGAGCGGCAGAUAAAAAUCUGGUUCCAGAACCGAAGAAUGAAAUAUAAGAAGGACCACAAGAUCAAAGGAGGGGGCAGCUCUUCUCCAGGGGGGUCCCCAAGCCGGAGCCCCUCGAGCGGCUCCUACUUUCCUCCCAGUGACGUUGGGUAUGAAGCCCCUUUGCCAAACACUUACCCCAAACCUCACAGCAAUGUAUACGGUUUAGCUGCAUACUCCACCCCGCUGUACGACUGCCCUCCCCCUCAGAAGAGAUGCAGGGUGGCAGCCGUGGCUUCUGAUUAUGAUCCGCCCUCCCUGCAAGAAGAAAGCUACGGCAGCCACAUCCUGCAGGGCAGUCCUGGGUAUGCUGAGCCCAGCUACAGGGAAUCGAUGCCUGGAAACUCAGGUUCAAUCUUUAAUCUCCCGCACGCUUCUUCUAGCUUGGACUACAGCUGUAGAGCACAGAUCCCUGGUAAGCACCCCCUCAGACCUUGUGACCCCCACCCAUCCUACACUGACAUGAGCUCCCAUCCCACGCUGCAGGGAACAGCUCAGGAACCUCCUACCCUCACACACCUGUAGGGGAGCUGUUUCCACUUGGAAGAAGGGCCAUUUACAGGGGUUGGUUUUGCCUGCUAGUGCACCAGCAGUAUUAUCAUGCUAGUUCAAUCAAGAGAAGGAUAGGGAUCACCUCUAUUUAUUAAACUCUGUAAAGAUAUGCAUGUGAAAUAUAUUAUCUUCAGCGAGACUGCAUUUAUUAAACAUAUAAAAAAAACACAACAAGUAAGCCAUUAAAUACUGUAUCAGGUUGAAAUUGAAUGAAAUAAACAGGGUGUUUUUACAUAUUAUUAUUAUUAUUAUUAUUAUUAUUAUUAUUAUUAUUAUUAUUAUUCAAAUGAGUAAUUAUUCCUGUUACAGAUGCUUUUCACUACGACCCCUUUGCUUAUGCUAGUGACUUUCUAAUAUUUGUAUUUAUGUAAAAUAAACUAUACGUUCAAAAUGUAUUACUAUUGCCUUUUGUUUUGUAACUUUUUUUGGAGCGAUUCUUCUGUAGAAAACAUAUAUUUAUAACACGUCGUUUCUACUGUACAGGGUAUAAUAAUAACUGUCUUUGUUUUGUAAGUUUAUGGUUUGUUUCUUUAUUUGUUUUCCAAUUGCAGUAUUAAAAGAUAUAUGCAAAA
Polyodon spathula (Mississippi paddlefish) is the source of this 1821-nucleotide messenger RNA. Its product is annotated as homeobox protein Hox-D3-like. Lineage: Eukaryota; Metazoa; Chordata; Actinopteri; Acipenseriformes; Polyodontidae. Gene Ontology annotation, biological process: regulation of transcription by RNA polymerase II. The coding region runs from base 38 to 1222 and encodes 394 amino acids. Gene Ontology annotation, molecular function: RNA polymerase II cis-regulatory region sequence-specific DNA binding; DNA-binding transcription factor activity, RNA polymerase II-specific. The transcript is spliced from 2 exons. The record is from RefSeq and is a predicted model, not a curated record. Gene Ontology annotation, cellular component: nucleus.